UCAAGUUUGAGCAAGAUGGCAGCCUCAUCGGUGCUGCCCAAGCUGCGUCUACUGCGUCUCCAAGGCAUCCCCAUCUAUGACCAACUCAAGCUCGAAGAAGCUUUGUUCCGUGUAGACCCAGACAACUGGUUCAUCUGGAACGAGCGUACGAAAACCACCAACAUUGUGAUGGGUAUCUCUGGGAAACCGGAACGACUGCUCGACGUCGACGCCGUCGUGAGGAACAAAAUCCCAGUGAUCAAGCGAUUCAGUGGCGGAGGCACGGUCGUCGUGGACGACAGCACGGUGUUUACAACGUUCGUGAUCAACACUUCGGCCUUGCCGCACGUGAAGCCCUUUCCGCGCGACAUCAUGGAGUGGUCAUCGACGUUCUACACACCACUGUUCCGAUCCCUCUUGGAAUCUUCAUCUCAAGACACAUUUGCCCUGCGCGAAGACGAUUACGUGUUGGGCGACCGGAAGUUCGCCGGCAAUGCGCAAAGCAUUGGCAAGGACCGAUGGCUCCAUCACACGUCGUUCCUGUGGGACUACUCGGCCCUGAACAUGAAGUACCUGCAAAACCCGGCCAAGCAGCCCAAGUACCGCGCCCAGCGCGACCACUCGGACUUUUUAUGCAAGCUCAAGGACGUCGUGGGGUCGCAAGACGACUUGUUUGCUGCGUUUUCCGACCAACUCGAGCGUCAUUUCGACGUGACGCCUGUGACAAUGUCACCCUGCGACAUGGUUGCGCUCACGUCGCGAGACCAUCGCAAGUCUACCAAGUGGGUCAACGUCGUCGUCCCUGCUAGCUAGUAGCUAGUUUUAGUUGCACCACGUUUAUUCCAUCAACAUUUAACCCAUUUAGACGUAAUAAUGAAGGUGGCUGGCUGGUGGUUUAAGCGUAGAUCAAUAUUUGUUUUUUG
Aphanomyces astaci is the source of this 902-nucleotide messenger RNA. RefSeq lists its product as hypothetical. Gene Ontology annotation, biological process: protein modification process. The record is from RefSeq and is a predicted model, not a curated record. Bases 16 to 792 code for a protein of 258 amino acids. Gene Ontology annotation, cellular component: mitochondrion. The transcript has 5 exons. NCBI's taxonomy places the organism in Eukaryota, Oomycota, Saprolegniomycetes, Saprolegniales, Verrucalvaceae.